GCUUUUGCUACAAUCGCAUUAAUGAUUCCUUCGCUUCUUCUCUCUUUCGCUGCUCGUUCCUCUAGCUCGCUGCUUCGCCUCGCGUCACCUCGUCUUCCAUCCGGACCUGUGCUUCCGGCCAAUUGACGAAGGAGGCAAGGAUCCAUGGUGGUGUUCUCCAAUUUGGGAUUCUGGGCCGCUUUUCUCACUGUUUUUGCUCGGAUUUGAGGCUCUUUUGUCCUUCGAUGCGCUUUUGGGGCUGCUUUGCUGUUGGGAGGAUUCUGAUUUAGGGUUCCGAUUAUAAUAUUUGAGGUGAGCAGGCAUGAUCCAUUUUUAAUUUUCUCUCUCGUUGAUUUCAGCUAUGGAAGCUCUAUGAUGGGGCUGUUGUCUUACUGAUCUGUUGAUCGGGAUGAAUUGGUUUUGAGAUCCAGGUGGCCGAUCUGAAAGUUCAAUUUUUAUUUCCUUCUCGUGAGGAUUCUAGAUUGGUUAUUGAUUUGAAGAAAGUGGCUGACAAAUUGAAACCUGUAAUUUUCCCAAGCUCUUAAAAAUCGGGGAUUUUUUGGUUUGCCUAUGACGAGAGGUUCGAUAAUAAGUUAGCUUUUUUGUUGUUGUUGCGAAAGUACGGUAUUCUUUUGGAACUUUAGAAGGAUCAUACCUAGUCUAAUUCGGAAAUGGAGACAGUGAAUUGCGUUGAGGAUGGCUUAUUGGAUAAUCCUGACGUGGAAGAUGAAUUUCGAAGCUGCUGUACAGAAGAAGAGGAGUGGCAGGACACUGAGGAAUCCUUAGCCGAAGGGUCUAAAGAUGAUCUCGAUGAGUUCUCACUAAGAAUGUUUUUUAAAGGUCUAUCCACCUCAGAUGCUCAGGGUAAAGGAUCUAAGGCUUCAGGAAUUGGAGUGGUGAUGGAAAGAUCUGCUGGAGCUUCCCUAAUUAAAGUGCAGAAAAAACUUGAUUUUUAUGUAGAGAAUUUGGUAGCUGAGCACUUGGCAUUGAUGGACGGUAUAUUGGCCGCUAUCCAGAAUGGAACUAAAAAGCUCUAUGCAUUCACUGAUUCUGAAGAACUGUAUUAUCAGAUUGCAGAAACAGAAAUUCUUGGCCACCAACUUUUGAUAGCUUUGGGACACAGAAUCCUAGAGCUGGUUGAGCAGCUUGAAGACUUUGAUAUACAGCUGGUAUCGAGUUAUGAACUAGAGAGGCCAUUGCGUUUGGCCAGAGAAGCAAUUGGUGACUGGUCAGCUGACAUUUGUCCCAUGUGUUGUGAGGAGAAGGAAAGUUCAAAGAUGUUAAAGUUGAAUUGUUCCCAUAAAAUUUGUCCUGAUUGCAUGAUCAUAUAUGUUGUUCGUGAAUUGCGGUGUUCAAAGAUUCCUAUUAAGUGCCCUCAAGUAAAAUGCAGACAUUUGAUUUCAACCACUGAAUGCAAGUCAUUUCUCUCAUCUGAUAGAUAUGGAUUACUAGAGAGAGCCAUGAAGGAUGUUCAGAAUUUAGACACAUUCUUUUGCCCUUUCCGCAAUUGCUCUGGAGUACUCCAUCUUGGCCAUUGUUUGUCAUCUAGAGCAAGUUCUUCAACUCAAUCAGAUAUCAACCGAAUUCAAUGCCUAGAGUGUCACAGAGAUGUUUGUAUCAACUGUCAUGUUCCAUGGCAUUCCUUGAUGACAUGCGAGGAUUAUCAGAACCUAUCAGCAUCUGAAAGAGAUGCAAGGGAUAUUAGUUCUAAUGACUUGGCAGAAGACCCUAGGCAUAGACGUUGCCAGCAAUGUGGGCAAAUGAUUCAGCACACAAACGAGGGUUAUCACAUGACCUGCUGGUGUGGGCAUGUGUUCUGCUACAUGUGUGGUGCGGAAUAUAGGAAUGGCAUUCAGACCUGUCAUUGUGCCUUUUGGGGCGGGAACAAUCCCGAGACUUCUGCAACACCCUCGACCGACGGAUCAGAGCUCUGGACAUGGGAGUCUUUUGAUUCCCUGCCAGCCCUGACAGAUGAAUACUCCGAGCAAGAAAGGGCACAAUUGGCGCUUGUACAAAGGUUUCUCUCUGGAGGAAUCGACCUAAGUGACCUCCACCACUCUCCGCAAUCUUCUCCUCGAUGUUCUGAUUCUUACAUGGAUACCGUGAAAGACCUCCACCAGCUCCCCUGGCUUGAGAGGUUCGUAUCCGUUAUUAGUGACAGCUACCACGAGGAUUUUGUUCAGUGAAUUCAGUUCGGUAACACCAUUUGAAACUCAUUUUGCUAAUAAAUGAUAGCAUGUCAUAAGAUAUAGUGUUUGCAUCAUUUGGGAUUUGAAAUUCUAGAAUUCUAGUUGCUAUUAUCUUAUUCUUAAAAAGGAAAAAAUUGUAGUAGAAACUGUGUAAAAGUUUAAUGAAUUAUUGAUCAUUUCAGUUUAA
Zingiber officinale is the source of this 2355-nucleotide messenger RNA. Its product is annotated as ATP-dependent RNA helicase DEAH12, chloroplastic-like. Bases 651 to 2165 code for a protein of 504 amino acids. Gene Ontology annotation, biological process: ubiquitin-dependent protein catabolic process; positive regulation of proteasomal ubiquitin-dependent protein catabolic process; protein polyubiquitination. The record is from RefSeq and is a predicted model, not a curated record. Gene Ontology annotation, cellular component: ubiquitin ligase complex; cytoplasm. NCBI's taxonomy places the organism in Eukaryota, Viridiplantae, Streptophyta, Magnoliopsida, Zingiberales, Zingiberaceae. Gene Ontology annotation, molecular function: nucleic acid binding; ubiquitin conjugating enzyme binding; zinc ion binding. The transcript is spliced from 3 exons.